GUCGCCCUCAUCUGCUGCGGCUUCUCUCUCUGUCUUUGACCACCACCACCUCUCCGCGCACACAACUUGUACCCCAUCACCCUCCUCUACGUAAUCCAGCAUGAGGUCCAAGUUCAAGGAUGAGCACCCCUUUGAUAAGCGUAAGGCAGAGGCUGAGCGCAUCCGGCAGAAGUAUCCAGACAGGAUACCUGUCAUCUGCGAGAAGGCAGACAAGACGGACAUCCCUACGAUUGACAAGAAGAAGUACCUCGUCCCAUCAGAUCUUACGGUGGGCCAGUUCGUGUACGUGAUCCGGAAGCGUAUCAAGCUCGCGCCAGAGAAGGCGAUCUUCAUCUUCGUCGAUGAGGUCCUCCCCCCAACAGCAGCGUUGAUGAGUGCGAUAUACGAGGAGCACAAGGAUGAGGACGGCUUCCUAUAUGUCAGCUACUCGGGCGAGAACACUUUCGGAUCACAAUGAGUGGCCGGUGCGCAUGCCACGGUCGUUCCGCCCUGCGUCGUCGUCCGGUAUCAACGUUUCCUAUUCUCGUUUUGUCUCUCUUGCGGACGCGGACUCAAUCAGCAGAAUAGAUACCGUCGGCUUACGUACCCGGGAUAUCGCCUUCUCCUUCCCCCUUCCUGCAUCGGCCCCGCGUACGUACUUGGCGCCGCUACCGUCCGCCUUCCACAAUUUGUCGCCGCCUCGCCUCGUGUCUCUCCCGUAUAGAUAAGCAUACGAUGGAUUUGAUAUCUCCGCCAUCCCGUCUGCUUCAUUCGGAUGAGCGCCUUGUAUUUUAUUUGAGCUUGUAUCUCUCAGAUCAACCUUGAUGAACGGAAUAAUGAUGAAUGUGUAUAGGAUAAAUG
Molecule: messenger RNA, 840 nt
Organism: Dichomitus squalens LYAD-421 SS1
Lineage: Eukaryota; Fungi; Basidiomycota; Agaricomycetes; Polyporales; Polyporaceae
Product: symbiosis-like protein
Exons: 5
Coding region: 101-457 (118 amino acids)
Biological process (GO): macroautophagy; cellular response to nitrogen starvation
Cellular component (GO): fungal-type vacuole membrane; cytosol; autophagosome
Molecular function (GO): phosphatidylethanolamine binding
Source: RefSeq, a predicted model, not a curated record